This is a messenger RNA of Laccaria bicolor S238N-H82, 1026 nucleotides long. RefSeq lists its product as uncharacterized. Gene Ontology annotation, cellular component: DNA replication factor C complex; Rad17 RFC-like complex; Elg1 RFC-like complex. Lineage: Eukaryota; Fungi; Basidiomycota; Agaricomycetes; Agaricales; Hydnangiaceae. The transcript has 9 exons. Bases 1 to 1026 code for a protein of 341 amino acids. Gene Ontology annotation, biological process: DNA-templated DNA replication; DNA repair. The record is from RefSeq and is a predicted model, not a curated record. Gene Ontology annotation, molecular function: DNA binding; ATP binding; DNA clamp loader activity.
AUGUCGUCUUCAACCGCGAAAGGGAAGGCUCCUAGUGCAGCUGAAACUCCCUAUGAGCUACCUUGGGUCGAGAAAUACAGGCCCACCGUUCUUGACGAUGUCGUUGGCAACUCGGACACAAUCGAACGCCUCAAAGUGAUUGCUCGCGACGGUAACUGCCCACACAUUAUUAUAUCGGGUUUACCUGGGAUCGGCAAAACAACAAGCAUUCACUGUCUAGCCCACCAGCUUCUCGGUGAUGCGUAUAAAGAGGGUGUAUUAGAGCUAAAUGCUUCGGAUGACCGUGGCAUUGAUGUUGUCCGGAACAAGAUCAAGACCUUUGCCCAGAAGAAAGUCACCUUACCCCCUGGUCGGCAUAAAAUUAUAAUUCUUGAUGAGGCCGACAGCAUGACACCAGGUGCGCAGCAAGCCCUGCGCCGUACGAUGGAAAUCUUCUCAAACACAACACGUUUUUGCCUCGCCUGCAAUAUGAGCAACAAGAUUAUCGAGCCCAUACAAAGUAGAUGCGCUAUUCUGCGAUACGCCAAACUCAGGGACCAGGAGAUUCUGAAACGACUCCUUGAAAUCUGCGAAAUGGAAAAGGUGGAAUAUAACGACGACGGCCUGACGGCACUCAUAUUUACGUCCGAGGGGGAUAUGCGACAGGCCAUUAACAAUCUACAAUCUACAUAUUCUGGCUUUGGUUUCGUUUCAGGAGACAAUGUAUUCAAAGUGUGCGACCAACCGCAUCCUAUCAUCGUACAAGCUACGAUUCGGGCUUGUUUAAAAGGUGACAUUGACGGUGCCAUCGAAAAAGUGAAUCAACUUUGGGAGCAAGGGUACAGUGCAGUGGAUAUUGUGGUGACCAUCUUCAGGGUUGUGAAGAUCUUUGACGAAAUGCCGGAGUACACCAAACUGGAAUACAUCAAGGAAAUUGGGUUCACACAUAUGCGGAUAUUAGAGGGCGUUGGAACGCUAAUCCAGUUGGCUGGAUUAGUUGCGCGACUGUGCAAGAUGAAUAGCAAACCUGAGCUGUUUAAAGUGUAG